Ciona intestinalis (vase tunicate) is the source of this 2522-nucleotide messenger RNA. NCBI's taxonomy places the organism in Eukaryota, Metazoa, Chordata, Ascidiacea, Phlebobranchia, Cionidae. The record is from RefSeq and is a predicted model, not a curated record.
CAAUACUUUGCAAAAGAACAAAAUACUUUGUCAGAAGUGGGAUUCGAACCCACGCCUCCAUUCGGAGACCAGAAUACUCAACACCACAUAGUGGCGAAGAACGAUCGUUCUUGAGUCUGGCGCCUUACACCACUCGGCCAUCCUGACUGAUGGCAUUCUGCACCGCUGCCGCUAUUAUCACAGUGCCAUAACGGCGUUACUGGCUGCUUCCUAUUUCUUCACUACAUAUACGGCUAUUGUGAAAUAAUGCGUAUGUUCUGCCGCAUUAAAAUAUCUGCUAGUAUACCCAACAAAUGUGUAACAGGGAAAAAAUCGUGUUUAUAAUUUUCUGUAGUAUGAGUUCUGACGUAUCUAGGUGCUGGGGAAUUCCCUUUAGCAAAAUAAGAUUCGGCUCCUUGCAAACACGACGGAGAGUGACACAAGCUAUUCCGUGUGGUUCAAGUUGUUAAUGUUUAAUAAGUGACAUUUGUUACUCUGUUCUGUUUGUUUGCAAUCAACAAAACCGUUUAAAUAGCAAUGAGAAGUAUUUUACGUACAGUGUCUUUGAGCUGUACGAGCAAAACGGUUCCAUGCCAGAGCAAGUAUAUAGAUAUUAAGAAAUAUGACUCGAGUCAAACAUCUUCGGGCAAAGCAACGUUGUUCCGAUAUAAUGAAAGCAAUGAAUGAGCAGAGAGACAACAAACUCUAUUGUGAUAUCACACUGGUUGCGAGAGGCAAGCUGUUCCAUGCACAUCGUAAUAUACUUGCUGCCAGCAGUAAUUAUUUCAAGUCUAAAUUUCAAAGCCAGGGAUCUGAUCCUUUUGAAAAAAUGUUAGAGAUUGAUGGUGUCAGUAGACUUGCAAUGCAGCAUGUCCUUGAUUUUAUUUACACCAAUCGAGUUUGUGUGUCAAUAAACAAUGUGGAUGAAAUUCUUUACGCUUCGUGGAAAAUGGAAAUCUUGGAUUUAAUGAAAUUAGUCGUACAAUAUAUAAAAGACCAGUUGGACCCUACCACUUGCUUGCACUUUCGUGACCUUGGGAAAACUUAUUCAAUUGAUUGUAUUGUGAAGCAGGCAGAUCAUUGCGUGCGAAAACACUUUGAGUUUGUAGCGCAACAAGAUGAUUUUAAAGCACUCACCAUCUCUGAACUCAACUCUGUACUGCAGUCACAUGAGCUUGUGGUUACAUCUGAGAAGGUGGUGUAUGAAGCAUUGAUAAGAUGGGUAAAGUACGACCUUGAAUCUAGGAAACCAUAUUUCAUUUCAUUAUUCCAACAUCUACACCUGCAGUUGGUAGACCUGGAGUAUUUAUCUGAUACCAUUAGAAGAGAGAGUUUGGUGAGAGACAACCCAUUAUGUCGAGACUUGGUGGAAAACGCAUUUUACUUUCAUGCCAAACCUGACAAGUUCAAAAGAGAGAAACAAAGAAUCCAUCCAUGCCCUGCAAAUGAUAUCAUCUUUGUCCCAAGCAUUGAAGUUCAAAUGGGUUCCUUUAAUCCAAAACAAGGUCGUUGGAAAUCACUUGAAGUCACUGGAACACCAAUACGCAAUGCAGCAGUUGUAUGUGGUGGAAAAGUUUAUUGUUUUGGAUGUGGGAUUGACCCACUAAGUGUGAAAUGUUUCAAUGGUUAUGAAUGGAAAGAACUUCCUAAUAUGCCAACUGCUCAUUAUGGGGCUGCUGCUCAGUGUAUUGCAGGAGAGAUUCUUCUAUUUGGAGGUUCUUGCCAAAAGUAUCCACAUGCAAUGUCUGCAACAAACUGUAUAUCAAUCUACAAUCCAACUACUAAACUUUGGUCUUGUGUUCAUGGACUGACUUCUUUCCGCACUCAUGCCACAGCAGUUGCUGUAAAAGACACUGCAUAUUUGUUGGGGGGAUUUCCACAAACUGAAGGUAAACAAGAAAACUGUAAAACAGAAUGCACCAAGGUGGAAAUCUACAAUAAAUCUAGCAACACAUGCGAUACAACAAACAGCAUGCUUAUACCUAGGGCUUCUUGUGCUGCUGUUUAUAAAAGAGGAAAAAUAUUUGUAUUCGGAGGACUUGAGAAUGUCUUUGUUUUCCACGGCGAAGUAUUGAAUGUAGAGGACGGUGUUUGGAGUCUUUUGAAAAGUAAAAUCCCAUUUCAGCUCGGUCAUUCUUCUGCUUGCUACUUUGGAGAUUACAUUGUUGUGUAUGGCAGUUCUACCUAUGGUCAUGUAUUGCUGUACAACCCUGGUGUGGAUAGAUGGGACAUCUUUGUGGAUUAUUCACCUUACAAGUCAUUUAAUGGGGAAGGUGUAUUGUACGUGGCAGGUGGAGAAGAUAAUAUUUAGAACCAUCAACCAGGUUUCUUGUACAAUAUUCUCAAGCGAUCACGCUUUAACAAGGCUUGUAGUAGUUUUAAAAAAUUGUUUAUUUAAUUUUAAUUUUUUACCUAUGCAAAUAUAUUAGUAGAAGUAUUAACAAUGUACAAUGUUUAAGUAGCAAUAUUUGGGUACCUUUCAUUUUUAAUUCAUUGUGAUGCAAUUAACUUAAAUAAUAUACAAGAAACAAAAGAGGAGUUAA